Microtus oregoni (creeping vole) is the source of this 576-nucleotide messenger RNA. RefSeq lists its product as uncharacterized. The coding region runs from base 1 to 576 and encodes 191 amino acids. Lineage: Eukaryota; Metazoa; Chordata; Mammalia; Rodentia; Cricetidae. The transcript has 6 exons. The record is from RefSeq and is a predicted model, not a curated record.
AUGUUUAUCUUCAUCAAACAUGGAGAUAACCAAGAGUUUCUGGUCAACAGCAACUGCUCUGUUCUCCUGUUGCUACAUUACAUUAGAAAGAAAAUGGGGUUGCGUAAAACAGACACCAUCGAUUUGUGUGAUGAAACUGGGACCAUGAAGUUACUUUUCUUAACAAAGACACCUGGGGACUACGCCAGCAAAUUCCUUUCAGCACGAAAUACCUACUACGUUUGUAAAGUAGAGCGUGGAGCUGCAGGCACCAGGAUCGAGAAUUCCUACAAAGCUGUUGUGCCCCUCUUGAAGAAUCCAGAACCUGAACUAGUUGAGUCCCUGCGCACACAAUGUGACUUCCUGGAGAGAAGCCGAAUAAAGAUGCUUAGAACUCUAGAGGCUAAGAGAUUGGCAGCCAUGGAAUCCUCUGUAAAUCUUCCAGCAAGAUCCCCCAAGGGUGGUGGAACCCAGCAGAGCGCUAGUCAAAGCAGUCAACAGAAGUCUAAAGCUGGACGAUCAGAUGAAGAUGGGCCAGCUCCCACCCGCAGACCAUUCUAUAAGACUAGAGCAGACUUUCUCAAGAGACAUCGUUAA